Melanaphis sacchari is the source of this 1143-nucleotide messenger RNA. Its product is annotated as protein dimmed-like. Gene Ontology annotation, molecular function: protein dimerization activity. NCBI's taxonomy places the organism in Eukaryota, Metazoa, Arthropoda, Insecta, Hemiptera, Aphididae. The record is from RefSeq and is a predicted model, not a curated record. Bases 405 to 1091 code for a protein of 228 amino acids. The transcript is spliced from 3 exons.
AUGACCAUAUGCCGUCUGCCGGCACGCGCUUCCGCGUCAAUGAGUGUUCGGGGCUCGUGCCGUCAACUGCCGGUGCCGUCUGCUUAAGUGCCCAAUAAUAAUAACAAUAGUAAUAAUAAUACAUAGUGCCGUUGGUGCGGUCUGCGAUCGCAUUUCGCCCGCGAGUUUUUUUCACACAUAUUAAAUCGUUUAAGUUUAUAAUAUUAUAAUAUAUCCACGGCUGUAGAUUGAUCGUUCAUAAUAUUAUAAUAUGCACUAUACUGUCGCGUUUGUAUAAAUAUACUUACAUGAGUAAUAAAUAUAGAUCGCUGGCUUAGAUUGUAACAUACUACAUACGUACGGGUAGAACACCGCCAACGCCUUAUCAACGCAGGUGUACAGCAAUAGCGGUGAAUGGUGGCCGAAUGACCUGGCCCGCGACUAUGGACAUGGUUCAGUAUCGUCAUCAUCAGCACCAGCAGCACCAGCACCAGUCAUUCGACACGCACCAGGGGCAUCUGGCUGCGGGGGCGGUGGACUACGUACACGGUUGCGGCGGCCCGAAAAAUUCGAACGGAAACUGCGAAUCGCCAUCGCAACACGGCGCCUACUGGCAGUGGCAACACUCGUCGGACGGUUCGUCGUCCGAGGGGUUCAAUCACGGGCAGCGUGCGUUCUUCGACGACUCCGCGGACCGCGGCUACUGGGACGCGACUGCGAGCUGCGGAAGUCCGCCACCGGCAUCGACCCGACUACCGCGGCUGGAUGGCGAAUGCUCGUUCACCGGUCAUCUGCAGCUUCUGCAGCCACUUCCGUCCCAGCGCAGUGACCGAUGGAAUCGUUCCUAUUUCAGACGAUCAAAUGACUACAUACCAACAAAGUCUAACAGCAAAGAAUGUGUAUCGCCAACGAUUGCAAGAAAGAGACGUUUAGCAGCUAAUGCAAGGGAACGUCGACGCAUGAAUGGCUUGAAUGAAGCAUUUGAUAGACUCCGCGAGGCCAUACCAACUUCUAUAGAAGAUGAACAUAAAUUAUCAAAAUAUGAGACACUACAAAUGGCUCAAAGUUACAUAUCAGCAUUAUGUAACUUAUUGGAUCAGGCUCAUAAAUAAAAUAUAAUUAAUUAGUCAACUGUCAAUUUUUUUUACACAUAAAAUGUUUUCU